Messenger RNA from Piliocolobus tephrosceles (Ugandan red Colobus), 1577 nucleotides. It is a transcript of the gene TAMM41, whose product is annotated as TAM41 mitochondrial translocator assembly and maintenance homolog. The record is from RefSeq and is a predicted model, not a curated record. Bases 285 to 1577 code for a protein of 430 amino acids. Gene Ontology annotation, biological process: cardiolipin biosynthetic process; CDP-diacylglycerol biosynthetic process. Gene Ontology annotation, cellular component: mitochondrion. Gene Ontology annotation, molecular function: phosphatidate cytidylyltransferase activity. The transcript has 7 exons. Lineage: Eukaryota; Metazoa; Chordata; Mammalia; Primates; Cercopithecidae.
GAAGCGCGUGUGCGUGCGUGGGGCGUAGCAAGGGACGGAAGCUCGGCCGGGUACGAGCGCCGCACACGCCAGUUUAAGCCGGCUGUGUCUUGCCGCCGCUGAUGUUCGUGGCCCAACGCCGCAAUCCUUGCCCUUCUUUGCAGUCCCACCCCACACUCAGCCUUGCGUCCCUCCAGCCGGUCUCUGACUUCCAUUUCCCACCCUAAACCGCCUACCUGGUUUCUGUUGCCCGCCCAGUUGUCCUCGGCUUGCUGCGCUGAGGGUCCCCUGUCAGCUUCGACCCCAUGGCGCUGCAGGCGCUGCAGAGCUCGGGGGUGACCUUCCGCAAGAUCCUGUCUCACUUCCCCGAGGAGCUGAGUCUGGCUUUCGUCUACGGCUCCGGGGUGUACCGCCAGGCAGGGCCCAGUUCAGACCAGAAGAAUGCUAUGCUGGACUUUGUGUUCACAGUAGAUGACCCUGUCGCGUGGCAUUCAAAGAACCUGAAGAAAAAUUGGAGACACUACUCUUUCCUAAAAGUUUUAGGGCCCAAGAUGAUCACAUCUAUCCAGAAUAACUAUGGCGCUGGAGUUUACUACAAUUCAUUGAUCAUGUGUGAUGGUAGGCUUAUCAAAUAUGGAGUUAUUAGCACUAAUAUUCUGAUUGAAGAUCUCCUCAACUGGAAUAACUUAUACAUUGCUGGACGACUCCAAAAACCGGUGAAAAUUAUCUCAAUGAACGAGGAUGUCACUCUUAGAUCAGCCCUUGAUAGAAAUCUGAAGAGUGCUGUGACCACUGCUUUCCUCAUGCUCCCCGAAAGCUUUUCUGAAGAAGACCUCUUCAUAGAGAUUGCUGGACUCUCCUAUUCAGGUGACUUUCGGAUGGUGGUUGGAGAGGAUAAAACAAAAGUGCUGAAUAUUGUGAAGCCCAAUAUAGCCCACUUUCAAGAGCUCUAUGGCAGCAUACUACAGGAGAAUCCUCAAGUGGUGUAUAAAAGCCAGCAAGGCCGGCUGGAGAUAGAUAAAAGCCCAGAAGGACAGUUCACUCAGCUGAUGACAUUGCCCAAAAGCUUACAGCAACAGAUACAUCAUAUUAUGGACUCUCCUGGAAAAAACAGAGAUGUGGAAGAAACUUUAUUCCAAGUGGCUCAUGAUCCCGACUGUGGAGAUGUGGUGCGACUAGGGCUUUCAGCAAUCGUGAGACCUUCUAGUAUAAGACAGAGCACCAAAGGCAUUUUUACUGCUGGUAAGAGCUUUAGAAAUCCAUGUAUAACAUACCUGCUGACUAAAGCUUUGUCUCUUUUAAGUGCUUGUGAAAUGCUGAGCUUUGAUGGCCAUAAACUGGGAUAUUGCAGUAAGGUACAAACAGGCAUGACAGCAGCAGAAUCUGGUGGUCUAAUGUCAGACCACUGGCAGUGCUGUUGGAAGCUUUACUACCCUUCUGAAUUUUCUGAGAAACUUCCUGUGUGCAGGGUUUUUUCCUCAUGUUGUUUUAUUUAUCAAAGUUACAGAUGCAUAGGAUUGCAAAAACAGCAGCCCCUGUGCUCCCUCUCCUCUUCCCCUUCUCUGAGACAACUGCUUCCAUCUGUCUUAGUGGAUUAG